AUCUUCUUCUACAGCAUCCUUUCUCUUGGUUCGGAAAAAUGUUAGCUCGCUAUAGAAAGAGGCAGAAGACAGGGGGAAGAAAAGAAGAUAAAGUGAUUUCAUCAGAUUAUCGGGUCAGGCCCACUUCAUCAGAUCUCCUUCUUCUCCCUUCUCCUGUCCUCGUAAAAGUUCUUUUCUUUAUGGGGAAAUUUCAUCUCACUUAUUCUGGUGGAGCCUUUAAUCUUUGUUGCUGACUUUUCUUCAUCAUCUAAGCGGACUCUAAUUCACCAAAAAGUAAACACGCCCUACACGCUGGGUUCAAGAUUCAAUGUCGUUCCGUGAUAUAGUUCGUGACGUAAGGGAUAGCUUAGGGAGCUUAUCGAGGCGGAGCUUUGAAGUGAGGUUGCCUAGUCACCACAGGGGUAGAUCACGCGGCUCCUCAUUCCACGACUUCGGUGAACAGCUUGUCGUGAUUCAAAAUAGCCGUUGGGCAAAUCUCCCGACAGAGCUACUUUUUGAUGUGAUCCGGCGGUUAGAGGAGAGCGAGAGUGUGUGGCCCGCCCGUAAGCAUGUCGUUGCUUGUGCUGCAGUUUGCAGGUCUUGGAGGAGCAUGUGUAAAGAUAUUGUCAGAGGCCCGGAAACGUCUGGGAAAAUCACUUUCCCGGUUUCUCUAAAACAGCCCGGGCCUCGUGAUGGAACCAUCCAAUGCUUCAUCAAACGAGACAAGUCCAAUUUAAGCUACCAUCUCUUCUUGUGUCUUAGUCCAGCAUUGCUAGUUGAAAAUGGAAAAUUUCUCCUCUCAGCAAAAAGAACACGUCGGUCUACUCUCACAGAGUAUGUUAUCUCAAUGGAUGCAGAGAACAUCUCGAGAUCCAACAGCACAUACAUCGGAAAAGUGAGAUCAAACUUUCUGGGCACAAAAUUCUUAAUAUAUGACACACAACCUCCAUGUGGGGCACACAUCCCUACACCAGCGGGCCGUACAAGUCGCAGAUUCUCAAAGAAAGUCUCUCCCAAAGUUCCGACCGGAAGCUACAACAUAGCCCAGAUCACAUAUGAACUGAAUGUGCUCGGGACCCGUGGCCCACGGAGAAUGCAGUGUGUCAUGCAUUGCCUCCCUGCCUCCUCGCUUGACACUGAUGGUACAGUGCCGGGCCAACCGGAGCUAUACCCGAGGCCCAUUGAUGAAUCUUUCCGAAGCGCCAGACUCUCGAAGUCGUCAACAACAGACCAUUCUUCCGAAUUCGGCAGCGCGAGGUUCUCCGAUAUUGCCAUGUCAUCGUUUGCCGAAGACGGCGAUGGGAAGGUGGGGCCCUUAGUUCUGAAGAACAAGGCGCCACGCUGGCAUGAGCAGUUGCAAUGCUGGUGCCUGAAUUUCCGGGGGCGGGUGACCGUCGCGUCCGUGAAGAACUUCCAGCUGAUUGCCACCGCCACCGCCGCCGCCGGGCAACCUACCACGGGCGUGCCCACCGGGUCCCAACCUCCGCCACCACCGGACCAAGACAAGAUCAUACUGCAGUUCGGGAAGGUGGGGAAGGACAUGUUCACGAUGGAUUAUCGGUAUCCGCUCUCGGCUUUUCAGGCUUUCGCCAUAUGUUUGAGCAGCUUUGACACCAAAUUGGCUUGUGAAUAAGGAAAUACUAUGGUUUUUCUUUAGGUUGUUGUUGUACUUAUUAUUGAUUACCACAUUAAACUCAUUUUUUUUGCUUUGUUUGGUCCCUUUUCCUAUGUUUAACAACAUAAUGUAAGCAAGAUCUUUAUUUGGUCUUUGUGUUUGUUUUAAUCUUGACCAGGUUUCAAAAUCUUAGGUGUUGUUUGGCUCAACUUUUUUUCCCUUGUGUGUGUGUGCUUGUUAUGGAAUGUUUUUUCUUUUUCAUUUGACUCAAACUAGCUAAGAAAACUAAAAAUACAUU
This is a messenger RNA of Cuscuta campestris, 1892 nucleotides long. The record is from the annotation of a GenBank genome assembly. NCBI's taxonomy places the organism in Eukaryota, Viridiplantae, Streptophyta, Magnoliopsida, Solanales, Convolvulaceae.